AUGGCCGAAACAAGGGACUUAAUAUCGUGGAUAAUGGAAAUUCGCUACUACUUUGCCUUAAUGAUUCGCAGCACAAUUCUUUUUCACGAGACGAACUCUGGUUGCUACAUUCACACAACCAGCCAGUUUAAGAGUCUAGCUCUAAGCUACGCCGCAUCCAUAAAUGCGCGCAAGCUAUAG
Molecule: messenger RNA, 180 nt
Organism: Fusarium venenatum
Lineage: Eukaryota; Fungi; Ascomycota; Sordariomycetes; Hypocreales; Nectriaceae
Source: RefSeq, a predicted model, not a curated record